AACAAUGGUGCCGUCGCCUUGAUUAAUAAGAUAAUCGUUCUGGCACAACCCACUGUAAUUUUGGUCUCGUACGAUGGUUUCCGGCUGGGACUACGUGAAGAAAGUUCAUACUCCAAAUUUGAAUUUUAUCGAAAGUAUAGUAAUGGCAUCAAAGCGAAACACCUUCUCAAUACUUUUGUUACCAAGAGAUUUCCGAAUCAUUUCACGUUAGUUACAGGACUCUAUGAGGAAAGCCACGGGAUCGCGGCAAAUACGUUCUUCGAUCCUGUUUUCAACGACACUUUCUACUUAGAUGCCGUGUCAAAGCAUUACGGAGCGCCGGUGUGGAUCACGAAUCAAAAAGCUUUUAAGAAAAGUGCUGUGGUGUUUUGGCCUGGUUCAGAAGUGAAAAUAGAAGGCCAACACCCUACACACUAUUUACCCUAUGAUCGGUCACUUUCCUUCGAGAAACGAAUAGAUUAUUUAUGUACAAUGUUAGAGCUGGAUGAUCCUCCAAGCUUUUUGGCUGCUUAUUUUAACGAGCCAGGUCACAGUGGGCAUAAAUUUGGCCCUAAUUCACCAGAGAUUAAAUGUAUUUACAUUCGGCGGAGCUAAACGUAGUGGCAGUGACAGAGAAUAUUAAUACUUUCCUAUUGGUAUGAACGCACGUGAGCCGUUAUGGCGUUAAUUGACUCUAUUGUUGUAAGGUAUAUACGGUUUUGACAGUUGUAAUGUAUUCAUCUCAGCUCUCGAACUAUCAAAUUUUAUUUUUAUAUCUUACUUUAUUCAUCUAUCGAUUGACUUUUUACCUUUAACCCCCAGAGGUUGUGCGACCGCAUCGGUUGGGGAAUAUGUUCCCAAUUUUUUCCCAUUGGGUUUUUUGGGUUUUCGUAUCAGGCGGCGCACGUGAAUAGUUAAGCCUGAGUGACUUUAUUUAGGAUUAUUUGUAUACCAUUCUUUAGUUAUGAUGUUGAAAUUUGUAUGUUAUUUGGACGGCAUUAAACACUCAGGCUCCAUAGUUCGAGCUGCACACCCAUUCCCGUCUCUUAGUCGUGAAUAUAAAUAGGAAAAGUGUCACUGGAUAUCUGUUGGAAAGUUUACGAAAUCGCGGAUUGUUGAAUUAGGUAAGAAGAUCUAAUCUUAUUAACAGGGACCGCGCAGAGGGAGGGGCUGGGGGGGCUUUAGCCCCCCCACUUUUUUGCAAGAAUAAAAAUAAAUUAAACAAAAAAUAAUUUAACAAAAGUAACGGAGUGAAAAAUAGCAAAAAAUCGUUAAUUCGAAAGUGACCAGAGUUAUUGGCAAAGACAAACGCGCAGAUAAAUAGACACCAUUUUGUUUUGCCGUGUAAAUAUUUUGAAUAAAUAAUUAAACAAUUAUUGAACUCGGCUUUCGUAUGAUAUGAAGAUAUACAGAUCUCGGAGGGUGUUAUCCACCGGGCUCAAGCCUUCGGCUUUGGCGGAUAACCCCAUCGAUCUGCAUAACUCUUCAUAUCAUACUCAGCCUCGUGCAAUAAUUGCUCAGUACUUAUACAGCCUUGAGUUUAAGGCAGCUCAAGCAAAAUCGUUGGAUUUCUGGCUUAUUUAUAGAGGGUCGUGAAGGGGGGUACCAAAUCCCAGUUCCCAGCCUAAAUUUGGCCCAAAUCCCAGUUCCCAGGCUAAUUUUUGCCAAAAUCCCAGUUACCAAAUUUUCGGUGUGUAUAACGGCGUUAUUUGCAUUGACGUACUUGAUUUCUAGUACCAUUUUGCGAAAAACCUUUUCCGAAGCCAUUUUUAUUUUCCCUUCACAACAUCUUCCCGCCAUAUGCAAACUUGCAGAACUUGUCCGCUGACCAGGAAAACUGACAGAACGUAACUAUGCAACCGUGUAAGCCUGGUAGCGAGACCGCGGGCGCGAAGGCAAAAAAUACUGAUUUCACGGUCUCUACUGAGGAGUGCAAGGUCUAUUGCUACGAAAUUUUAUAUUUCUAUUUCAAAAUAUUGGAGCAAAGACCGCUGAAGAAAAGAAAUCCCAUUCCCAUUUUAUAAUUGUUCAUCCCAUUCCCAGUGGCUAAAUCCCAGUCCCAGUGAGUAAAUCCCAUUUUCCCAGUCCACAAUAAGGCUAAUCCCAGUUCGCAUUUUACCCCUUCACGACCCUCUUUAUAGUAAUUAAAGGUUGAUAUCAGUAGUAUAACAUAACAAUCUAUGAUAUUUCAAUUCAGUGAUGGUGAAUUUUCAGACCCGAUAGCAACAUCACUGAAGAUGUGGAAAAAAAUCAAUAGUUUUAUCGUUAUUCGCAUUCUCCGUCACUUUAGAGAAAUUGAAUAGAAAUCCACAAGCAUGCCCCCCCCGCCCCCCCCCCAAAAAUUUUCGUUCACGCAUUCUUCUUUAGCCCCCCCACUCGAAAACUUGCUGCGCGGUCCCUGAUUAAUAACAACCAAAUCAAUCUGUUUACUGUGAAAAGUUGACAUCAGCUGACGACGAUUGUUUCAUCAACAAUUAUGUACGCGAUGAUUAAGUUUAUUUAAGCUUGACUAGACUAUCGGUGUGUCAACCAUCACGGAGCCCUUCCACUCCUUGCCGUUGUGCACUGCUGGCCUGUGUCAUAAACAAAACUAAAUCUCUGGUUCAGUCUGUCUGCAUGUCUUUUGUUCUGGCUGACCCCGCUGUGUAUCAGGAUUGGAGUUCAUCGCAUGUGCUAUGAUUGACGCGUAAAGAAGCCAUUAUUGGAUCAGCCAAUCUGGUUGGUAAUUUGUUGAGUCCAUUGUGGUUCCAGAAGAAGGAUCCCAGCACUGCUUCACAGACCUCACUAACUGGAUUUAGAAUACAUCAGUGAUCCAGGAUACUUUGUGCAUGACCAGAUAAUACCCAAUGCCUAGGGUCAUUAACUACUAGAGCCAAUGGUGAUGCUCCAUCAGAUGUCAACAUGAUGGAUUUUUUGUUCAGAAUAUCCCAUUCACACUCCCAGUGAUUCUGUUACCUCUGGGUUGUGCAUCUUUGAUGCAUAAAAAUCCCUUGGAAAGAUGCAAAAUAAUUUGUGGCGUGCGUCUUGUGGGAUUCAAAUAAUUAAGGUAGAUUGUUUGAUCUGAGGAUGCUUUUGUAGAAUAUCCUGUUCGUGUGAUUUCUGUGGCUGUUUUGUUGCUUCUUUUUAACAAUGAAUAUUGUUUUGUCUUUGUUAUGCUUUACAAUAGAAGGAGUGUAUUUUUAAUUUAGUAAACCGACUACAGAGUUUUGGAGUCAGAUUAACUGUCUGAUUACAUUACGGCCCAAUUUAGAAUUCUUUGUUUUUUCAACUGGGACUCAUUGGUUCUGGACUAAGACUCAUGAUUUUUCACAAGAUGAGUCCCAGGACUCACCAUAACUCAUAACUUUUGUAACAAAAUCACUACACUCCUGGAAAUUUUGCUGAAAAACAUCUUUUAGAGCUAGUAAGUUGAGCCAUUUUCUGGUUGCUUUCCUCCAAAAAGGAGCAAAACUAGGUGGGUGCUCUCAGCACUGUGCCACCCUUGCUUCCCAACUUUCCCUUUAAAGACUGUUUAAAUCUAGAUGAAUUUUAAUGUAUAAUAACUAUAAUAGUACGCAUGCUCUCUCAUUAUUUUCUCUUAAUGUCUGUGCAUUACUAGCUGGCUGUCCAAGGGAUAUUAAAUCUGUGCUUAACUUGAUAGUGGAAAUCCUUAUAGCUUGGGUAUUACGCUCCCGCAGAAACGCCUGAUACUCAGGCUAAUAUCCUUAUGGACAUCCUUGUAAUAGUCAAUUGACAGCUGUCAAAUAGGGUAUCCACUGACCAGUGUCACAUGACUGUAUUGCUAGGUCAAGUGUACAACUCAUUGCAGUGACAUGUAUUUUUUUUAAGUUAUCUAUCUGUUGAUUUUGAUUGCAGGCUCAGGUCCCUAAUAAAAAGGCCUUAUAAUAAAUAACUUAUUUUCAUCCCUUUGGUCAAUACAGGAAAAUGUCUGACCUUAGUCUGAGAUUUCCCUGUAAUGACCGAAUGGACAGGGUUAAUAAGUGGUAGUUAUUGACUUUGGGGGGAAGUCAGCACUCCAGCAUGCGUGCUUCUAGCUUUCUUUGAAGUGCAUGCAACUUUUCAAAUUUGUGUGUUGUUGUCAAUGGUUUGUGAUGCUUGUAACAGCCAUUCACUCUUAUGAAGGCCAGUAAAGUUGGUCAAAAUAGGUGAAGGACGAAAAAAACAUACUGUUCUGCUCUUCAUUUUUGGUACUGGAUUUAUUCAUUUAUGAAGAGAAGGUCUUUAAGUAAAUGCUUGUGAUAUGUUAUAUGUAUGGUAAGAUGUAGUAACUCUUUACAUGUCCCAUAAUAUUAUUAUAAGGUAACAACUCAUGGAUCUAAAUAUAUUUCCAUUGUAUUUUUAUGACCCAUUUUAGGUAAACCUUAUUAUCACAAGCGACCAUGGGAUGGUAGAUGUCAACAACUCCCAUCUUAUCCAGCUGGAUUAUUACAUUCCAUCAGACUGA
Porites lobata is the source of this 4423-nucleotide messenger RNA. Lineage: Eukaryota; Metazoa; Cnidaria; Anthozoa; Scleractinia; Poritidae. The record is from the annotation of a GenBank genome assembly.